AUGCCUUCCUACAAGUAUCUUGUCUUGCUUUGCAUCGCUCUCCUCGUCCUGCUACCUCCUCCUGCGGCUGCUUUUGGCGCCGGCAAUAUCGCAUCUAUAUCCAAGGUCGAAGGUCAUAACUGGCGUCAUGGAGAUAUCGAGGAUAUGCUCAAGACUGUUGCCUGCCUGCGCGGCCACAAGUGGACUUCUACGAUGAUCAAGCGUGUCUACUUCGGUAACUGGCUGCGUGACUAUUCCCAGGCCAUCGAUGUUGGUACCCUGAAAGGUGUUCAGGCCGGCACCAUUCGGAUUCUCGUCUGGGUUCUAGCAUUCAUGUCAUUCGGUUAUGCGACCGGCGAGUUCGAAGUCACGGAUGAACGUCUUGGCGUAUACAGGCCUGAGGAGCAUAUCGACAACCCCAAAGACUACGCAGAUAACAUCGACGCACGAAAGUAUGAUCCAAGGCUUCGGCCACCUGUGCAACGGGAAGAGCUCGCGGUGGACCCGAGUUCAGGUAUGAAGAACUACAUCGCCAACGAGUACGGUGGUUGGGCAACGAGUGUAGGCUACAUCAAAUACAGCUUUGCGCGCGCUAUCCACUUCGGGAGACUCUAUACGCACGGCAACAACCGUGGCAGAGAAGAAGACUUGUGCGAAGCCUUGCGCUGCUUAGGUCAAGGUCUCCACUGCCUGGAAGAUUUCGGAGCGCAUACCAACUACACCGAGCUCGCGCUCCGAGAGCUCGGAUUCACGAAUGUUUUUCCGCACACUGGAGUAUCAACCCAGAUCAACUUGCGAGGAAAGCAUGUAUUUCCACUCGUUACUGGAACGUUUGGUGGAGUCGAUUUUCUGCAUUCAGUCUUAGGAGAGGCAACGGAUCACUUCACUCAGUCAGAAAUUGACGAGGUGAACACUGCACUAGGUGAUGCAUCAGCGCAAUCACAUAGGUCCAGUGGCGGCUCCAACGGCGCAUCCGGUCUUGUCGAUCUACUCUCCAAAAUCCCAGGCACUGGAGGCCUGUGUCAGGAGGCAAUGAGGCUGCAAGCUGCGUCUGAUGCCCAAGCGGCGUCCACUCCCGGGACGAGGACGCGAGGUUUCGGCGAUGACAACUACAGCAGCACACGCGCGUCAGGCGUUGCGCCUUCAUUUACGGCACCUCCUGGCUCGGUCGGCGGACCUCCUGGCCCUGGAAUACCGGGCAUGAGCCCAAACUUCGACCCGCAAGCCACCGUGGCAAAGAUCUAUCCCAUCCUGGAAUUCCGUGACAAAGUCGUACGCGCCAUCUCCAACGUGGUGUCUAAGAUACCCGGCUUAGAGUCGCUGAUCGAAAAGAUCACGGAGCGCCUUACCAUCUUCAUACUAUCGCUGCUGGCCCCCUUCAUCCAGCCAAUCAUCAACGCAGCCUCGCAGCAACUAAAGCAAGGCUCCUCCUCCAUAAUCGAAGCGAGCGGCAAGCAUCAGUACGAGCCGUGGACAGACCCUUACUGCACCGACCCAACACACUCCUUGCUGUCCAAAGACCACUUUUCCAACAUUCUUAACGAGCCCGCCGGCCAGGUCGCAGCUGCUAUUCUCCAAUACGUCGCGCCCCGCAUUAUCUAUGCAUGGGACCAUCCGGACGUUCCUGUAGACCAGGUGCUCAACGACGUGGCGUGCGUGUUCCAUCAUCCCGCGAUCCGGGAUCCCAGCUGCGAAGUUCACAGGAACAUGUUCGCCAUCAUCGAGCGCUGGGUGCACUCGGGAGCGGACAGACGGUACGAUCUGAAUAACAUCCUGGGCUCCGAAAGCGUUCGGGCAGGUAAGAAUCAUCGCGGCGGAGGGCCGGAUGCUGGACACGGGCAUGGAAGUCAUGGACAGAGUGCUCAUGGCGCUCACACAGGAGGGCACAGUAGUACCAGCCAGUCUAAACCCUCUGGUUCACCGUUCGACCUGCUAGGCAAGAUCGCAGGAGGUGCUCUGCCGUUCAACCUCCCUGGUGCAGGCAAGCGCGAUGUCGAUGACGGGCAGGCGUCAAAUUUUCAGAGCGACCCUUAUUCGCAGCAGGGCUCGUAUGACCCGCCUCAUAGCAGUGGCGGCUAUCCCCAGGCGUACGAUACGAGCUACAGCCAACAGCAGCCGUACCAGCAGCAAGGAGGUGGUUUCUCUCCAGGCAUGAGCGGCGGCGUUGGCGGCAUCUCUGAUCAAGACAUGUAUACCUACCCUUCAGCCUACCAGCAGGGAUAUGAGCGGCCGCACGAGUACGCACAAGAGCCAUUGCCACCUCAAGGACAGCAGUUUGGGCAGGAACAGCCACCUGCUGCUGAACAACUGUACGAACAGCAGGACUACCAGGGAUAUGGUGGACCGCCUGGUCAGCAAGGCUGGUUUGGAUCUGGUGAUGGAAAGUCAGGCUAUUGA
Coniosporium apollinis CBS 100218 is the source of this 2376-nucleotide messenger RNA. RefSeq lists its product as uncharacterized. The transcript has 2 exons. Bases 1 to 2376 code for a protein of 791 amino acids. NCBI's taxonomy places the organism in Eukaryota, Fungi, Ascomycota, Dothideomycetes. The record is from RefSeq and is a predicted model, not a curated record.